This is a messenger RNA of Triticum turgidum subsp. durum (durum wheat), 1425 nucleotides long. NCBI's taxonomy places the organism in Eukaryota, Viridiplantae, Streptophyta, Magnoliopsida, Poales, Poaceae. The record is from the annotation of a GenBank genome assembly.
AUGGAGGGGGAGGGGGAGGGGGAGGUGAGGAGGGACAUGUGGGGGCAGGAGUACCGGACGGCGUCGCCGGACUGCGCGGCGGCGCUGGACGACUACUACGCGCAGACCAUGGCCUUCGGCCGCGGCCGGGGGCGCGCCGUGCUCCGCGCGGCCGCCGCCGACCCGUCCUGCGCGCUCGCCGCGCUGCACGCCGCGCACUUCGUCGGCCCGCGCGACCGCGCCGGGGCCGCCGCCUUCCUCGCCGCCGCAGCCGGCAGCCUCGGCAAGGCGACGGGGUACGAGCGGGCGGUGUUCCGGGCGCUCUCGGCGCUCGUCGGCGAGGACAGGGACACGGAGGUGGCCAUCGAGCGCCAUUUCCAGUUGCUCAAGGAAUUCCCCAGGGAUCUCAUGUCCCUCAAGAGGGCGCAGCUCCUCUGCUUCUAUGUCGGACGGCCGGACACAUCCCUCGAAUUUGUUCAACAAGUUUUGCCGGAGAACCAAGAUCGGAACUAUAUAUAUGGCAUGCUUGCUUUCCCUUUGCUAGAGCUUGGAAGAAUGGACGAAGCUGAGGUAGCUGCUCGCAAAGGCUUGGCUAUAAACAAGAACGACUUCUGGUCACAGCAUAAUAUGUGCCAUGUUUUCCAGCAGGAAUGUCGCUUCAGAGAAGCUACUGAAUUCAUGGAAUCAUGUUCUCCAUCAUGGACAGCAUGCUCAUCAUUUAUGUUUACCCACAACUGGUGGCAUGUGGCAGUCUGUUACUUGGAAGGUGAAUCCCCUAUUAGGAAAGUUCUGGAGGUAUAUGAUCAAAACAUCAUGAAGGAACUCGAUAGAAGUGAUUGUGAGCCAGCAGAGGUGUACUUGAAUGCUCUCGGUUUGCUACUCCGUUUAUAUAUACGUGGUGAGAUAGGUCCGGCCAAAGAGAGGCUAACAACAUUGCUAGAUGAGCUUAAGAAUGAGUCCAUUUGGCAUGCGGAAUGGCUCCUUGAUUUACUUUUAUUAUGGGCAUUACCAUGUAUGAAUGAAAUUGAAGCAGCAGAAAAUCUGCUGGACUCACUACGAUCAAGAGUCUCUUCAAUGGACACGAAGAGACAGCAAGUGAUGCACAAGGCAAUUCAGCUAGCCGAUGCUGUUUAUAAAUAUGGAAAAGGAGAGCACAAGGCGGUGUUUGACACCCUGGGUCCAGACUUCGAUGGGCUUAGCUAUAAAAUGAUUGGUGCAUCGGAUGAACAAGUGGACGUCUUCAAUGAAGUUUGGUACACUGUGCUAAUAGAUGCUGGAGAGACAUCUACAGCAAUUGAGCUGCUCGUCAAACAAAUCAGCAAACGACAGGGCGCGCCUUUCCUGUGGCGCUUGCUGGAGAAAGCAUACGCAGUGGAGGGCAGAGCCGAGGAUGCUUCAGUGGCUGCCGAGAAGGCAAAUGCUCUACAAGCUGCUCAUUUUCAUUAG